This is a messenger RNA of Dreissena polymorpha, 3049 nucleotides long. RefSeq names its product receptor-type tyrosine-protein phosphatase epsilon-like. The coding region runs from base 74 to 3049 and encodes 991 amino acids. The record is from RefSeq and is a predicted model, not a curated record. NCBI's taxonomy places the organism in Eukaryota, Metazoa, Mollusca, Bivalvia, Myida, Dreissenidae. The transcript has 24 exons. Gene Ontology annotation, biological process: protein dephosphorylation. Gene Ontology annotation, molecular function: protein tyrosine phosphatase activity.
CGAAAAGCACGCGCCUUUAUAAUACUUAUUUGAACGGUAUUAGUUGGUGUUUCAAGGAGAAAUUAAUUUCAUUAUGUCUACACAAGAAUGGCUUGUUUUGCUUACAGUUGGAUUUUUAUUGAAAGAGAGCACAGCUGCAGUCCAGAUUCGGAUCCCUAAUUCGCACAUCACGGUAACAUCAAACGGAACUUCAUGGAAGGACUCGAAAAAGUCAAAGGACUGGACUGCAGAUAAGGUCAAAGAUGGUAUUGAAAAUAACCAAGGCAGUGCUGACGAUUGUGGAUGUUGCGCAGCUUUACAAAGACCGGCAUGGGUGCAGCUGACACUGGACAAGACUUAUAUCGUGGAAGAGAUUGUAGUUCUGGGGCGUACAGAUAUUGUAACCACUCAGUUUGACAACAUCAAAUUGUCACUGGGAAGACAGAACAAGUCUCAUCAGGACGGAGCGCUCAAUAUUCAAAACCGGUCUGCGAGGGCAAUUCUGGCUCCUCCAAGUGAACUAGAUGUUGUACGAGUUUCUGGUGGCACGGGACAAGAUAUCGAUACCUAUAUGACUAUAUGCGAGAUAAUAAUAUACCGACAAGCAGAGUGUCUACCCGGAAAGUACAGUGUAAACUGUUCCAAAGAGUGCCAUUGUCUUUCGGGACCAUGUGAAAGUGUCACGGGCAAUUGUGUGACUGCUACAUGUAAAGACGGCUGGAGAGGACUCGCAUGUAAUGAAACAUGCGAUCAAGGGUUAUUUGGUUUGAACUGCUCCUCAGAGUGUCAUUGCCUACACGGUGCCAACUGUAACCAUGUCGUCGGUAACUGCUCGAAUGAGCAAUGUGAGCCUGGGUGGACUAACAGUAACUGUAGCGUUGCCUGUAAACAUGGUUUCUACGGACCGAGCUGUUCUAUGGAGUGUCACUGCGACAAAUGUAAUCCCGUCAAUGGAUCGUGUGUGAUGUCUCUUCAAUGUCACGCUGGGUACAGGAUGGAAAAUGGUUUCUGUAAACCCCACGAACAGAUAGGAGGCAGUACAACCUUUAACGCGAUUGGAGUUGUUAGUGGUUGCAUCGUAGCUGUUGUAAUCAUAAUUGGAAUUACUUUUCUAACCGUAUAUUACAGGCGACAACAACUUCAUGCCGCCAAAGGACAUUCUAAAUUAUCUUUACCGGAUCAGAUAGAGGCACGUUUCAACAAUGGAUUUGAUCAUAUCAAUCGGACUAAUGAUGGCAAAAACGUCUUAGUACAAUACAAAGCGGAAGUCGCAUCAAAAAACGUCUGCCGAUUAUUUUCUGGCAAAGAAAAUCUCGUUCCCUGUGAUGACAAUGAUUAUUACAGCUUCAGGACACCACUUGGCGUUGGUAUAAAAAUCCAUGAACUCUGGGACUACAUUCACGAGAAGUGUCAAAGUUCAACAUUCUUUGAAGAAGAGUUCAAAAAAUUCAGAUGCGGGCUUAUUCAUAAGCAUGAUGUAGCAUCGUCCGAAGAAAACAGAGGAAAGACCCGCUACAAGCAGAUGUAUGCAUACGACCAUAACCGUGUGCCCUUGACCAAAGAGAUUGAUGGAGAUUCCGAAUAUAUCAACGCAAGCUAUAUACACGGCUUUGAAAAGGCAAAGAAAUUCAUCGCGUCACAGGGGACGACAGAGAAAAAUUUAGUUGACUUCUGGUCUAUGAUAUGGCAACAGAGAGUAGACAAGAUUGUGAUGCUGACAAAUUUGAUUGAAAUGGGAACGAUGAAAUGCUUACAAUAUUGGCCCGAGGAGUUGAAUAGUGUGUGCAAGUACGGACGUAUUGACGUCAAGUACAUUGAUGUCGAGGAGAUGUUUGAUUACAACAUCAGGACUUUCACAAUCAAGAAGGGACAUGAUGCCAGGCUGGUAAAACAGUUUCAUUUUAAGUCAUGGCCAGACAAAGGUGUUCCUGACACGGCCUGGUGCCUAGUAGACUUUUGGAGAGCGGUGAAUACUCAGGAGGAGCACCAAUCACCAAUUCUUGUUCACUGCAGCGCAGGUGUUGGGCGAACAGGAACAUUUAUUGCUCUCGACAAUCUUAUUUCACAAGCGCAAAUUGAAAGCUGUGUAAGACCAUUCCAGAUUGUCGAAGCAUUACGUGAACAAAGGGUCAGCAUGGUUCAAACAAAGGAACAAUACGCCUACCUACACGAGGCUCUGGCGGAAGCUCUCCUGGUGGGGACACACCACGUGAUGAAAAGACAGUUCGAAAGUGUCCACCGGUUCAUGAACGCAAAAGAUAGUAUUUCGACACUCACCCGACUUGAAAAACAGUUAGAAUUGUUAAAACAAAGUGUUGAAAGUCGUGGGAGACAUUUGCAACUAGGGGCAAGACCGGAAGCAGAAUAUGGAAAUAGUGGACCACACGUGACUGAAAUCGAUGUAUAUCGACCACAACAGCAAAGAAAGAGUGAACCACCAGAUGAAAUUAAUAUCCAUACAUUCAAUGGACUUACGGGAACAAUUGUGCUUCGCAAACCGAACGAACAACAGCUGCCUAUGUUUUGGUCUCGUCUCAAAAAGCUCGGCUCGAAAACGUUGAUUGAUCUUGCUUCGGGUGAUAUCGAACUGAAACACCUACUUAUAAACAGAAAAGACGGGACACAUGCAUUAAAAGGCCUAUCUGCUAUCAAAGAGGAACACAAAAAUGGAUUUGUUGAAAUAACGUAUUCCAUGACCAACGAGACUUUCCGCGACAAAACGAUAAAACACUUCGUGCUGACUUCGUGGAAAGAAGUAGAUAUACCGACAGACAAGAAACCAUUGCUUGAGAUGAUAGGUGCGGUGUACACCUGGCAAUCCGAACUGACAGAGGACACACCGAUUUUGAUAUUGGACAGUUGUGGAUAUCGGAAAUGCGGAGUCGUCGCCGUUUUAUUGAACGAGAUUUAUCGCAUAUUAGAACAGAAUGGGCGGAUCAACAUUGUACAAUCAGUCAAGACGAUGGUGCACGAAAAUAGCCUUCUAAUCCGCAGCAAGAUGCAGUACAAGUUCUGCUAUGAUGUGAUAUUGGACUUUGUUCAACAGCAAGGGGUUUAUCAGAAUUAUUAA